Staurois parvus is the source of this 323-nucleotide messenger RNA. The record is from the annotation of a GenBank genome assembly. NCBI's taxonomy places the organism in Eukaryota, Metazoa, Chordata, Amphibia, Anura, Ranidae.
AUGUGCCACUUUCGGGUCUCCUCACACUGCUGCCAGGUCCAUACUGAUUCAUGGCCCCCUGCCUCUGUAUGGCCUUCAAUUUAAGCUGCUUACGCUUCGCCACUCUGCCAUGGGCCCCUGUACCGCCUCCUCUUGCUGCUGCCAGGUCCAGAGUGUGUCAUGGGUCCCUGUACGGCCUCCCAUUGCUGCUGACUUCAUCACCAGACUCUGCCAUGCGCCACUUUCAGGUCUCCUUACACUGUUGGUGGGUUCCAUUUUGUGAUAGGGUGCUGUAUGGCCUUCCAUUGCUGCUGCCUCCACCGCCACCCUGCGCCAUGUGCCUC